CUCAGUCUCCAUCACUGACGCGGUCAGUCCAUGUGAACUCUUCACUUCGGCCACACGACUUGCUAGAGUCCGUGUCGGUGCAGCCUAUAAAGAUGGCCAACCCCAGCCAGAGCUUCUAUGAGCUCUACCGGGGCACAUCCAUCGGUAUGGCGCUGGCAGACACUCUCGAUGACCUGAUCAGCACGCGCCGCAUCGAGCCUCAACUGGCUAUGCAUAUCAUGGCGCAGUUCGACAAGAGCAUUGCGAAUGUGUUAGGCGAGAAGGUGAAGGCGAGGUUGAACUUUAAGGGCCACCUUGAUACCUACCGGUUCUGUGACGAGGUGUGGACAUUCAUCAUCAAGGAUGUCAACUUCAAGAUGGAUAACUCGUCAACGGAGAGGGCGGAGCGUGUGAAGAUUGUGGCUUGUCAGUCAAAGGAAAAGGCUGCAUGAGUGUGGUGCCAAGGUCUGGUCCACGAAGGCGCAACCCGUGCCAAAUCCAAGUCGCAUAAAUAUGUGGCAAAUCCAUCACAGAAAUCGAAAGAGGCUCUCGGGACGGCUUUGGCUAUCAACGCAUCUAUGGGUGGCGUACGGUGGAAAUAGUGGCAUAUUUGUUUCACCCAACGGAGGCGUUAUGGCCGGACGAUACCCAAAACUGCAACGAACGAAUAUGUGGCCUUGUAGGUCGAGUUAGCACAGAUAUGUUCUCAAUAGAGCUGCUAUUGCACGCUCCAAUACAUCUCCCAA
Baudoinia panamericana UAMH 10762 is the source of this 725-nucleotide messenger RNA. RefSeq lists its product as uncharacterized. Gene Ontology annotation, molecular function: RNA polymerase II general transcription initiation factor activity; TBP-class protein binding. The transcript has 3 exons. Gene Ontology annotation, cellular component: transcription factor TFIIA complex. NCBI's taxonomy places the organism in Eukaryota, Fungi, Ascomycota, Dothideomycetes, Mycosphaerellales, Teratosphaeriaceae. The coding region runs from base 93 to 431 and encodes 112 amino acids. Gene Ontology annotation, biological process: RNA polymerase II preinitiation complex assembly; transcription initiation at RNA polymerase II promoter. The record is from RefSeq and is a predicted model, not a curated record.